UCAGAAUAUUCUAAAUUUAUUUUCCAAAAUUCCAACCUGAGAAUAUGAUAAGCUCAUAAAUUAUUUUGAUUAAUGGUCUUAAGAAGGCAUAUAACAUUUUUAUUCUUAGGCUGGACCUGGAUGAGAUAUGGAUUUUGUGAAGUAUCAAAUGAAACAGUGUAUGCCAUUACUUUUGAUGGUAGUAUUUAUAGUAUUAACAAAAGUUUUGGCAUUAUCAAUUGGAAAAUUCAGUUUUCUUCAGUUACUCAAGUUAUGAUGAAUUCCCAUGUUAAUGACGUCUUAUUUCCUAAUCCUAAAGAUGGAACCCUUUAUAUAAAUUCUAUUGAGUCUGGAAAGUUAAAAUUAUUACCCUAUACAAUUCCGGAGUUGGUACAAAUAUCUCCAACAAUCACAAAAAAUGGAAUAAUUUAUACUGGCGGAAAAAUGGAUCAUUGGUACUUGAUUGACCCCUCUAAUGGGGCCAUAAUAAACGCAUUGAAAGACAAUGAAGGCUUUUACGACAAGUGCUCGGUUCAAGAUCCUUACGCUUCUACUGAGCCAGAAGUGGAAUCAGGAGAAAGGUUGUCAACCCCAGAGGAGCGGAAAGAGAAGACUGCCGAAUACAUGCUGCGUGUGGUUAAAACAGUAUACACCCUUACGGCUUUCGAUACUAAAACCUCCAGCCAGCUGUGGAACGUUACUUAUUUAGCUUAUAAGAUUUUUGGCCCGUCAAUCACGCCUAUCAGCCAACCGCCUGUCGUCCAAAUUAAUUAUUCUGACCACCACCCUUUGACAAGUCGGGAGCUAGAAGAAGAUCUUGAAAUUAACCAUUCGAAUGAGAGAAAACAAAUGACUGAUCAAUCGGGGGCCCAGAUAACAAAAAGGUCACAUGAUCAAUAUUUGUUGACUAAUCCGGAGCUAAAAGAAGAGUUUGGAUACAAAUUAUCAACCCGUGAGAGCUUUUUGAGCGAUUGUCAAAGGGGUCAACUCUUAUUGCUCAACAAUACUAAUUCCAAAAUUAAAUGGUCUAUAGACCUGACAUCCCCCGUUAUAUCUUUAUACGCUGGCUCUACUUUUUCUUCCUCCCAUCGGUCACUUUUGAAAGUCGUUUCCCAACACUCGCAUCCGUCUGUGCAUCACGUUCAAGAGGAAUUAAUUUAUCCAAUCGACUUCAUAACCGUCUCAAUCCCCGAUUUUUUGAAAAAACGAACUAGAUUUAGAAUCCAAAAUUGCAAUCAAAAUAUUAUAAGAAAUGGUCAUUAUAUUUUUAAUUACUCAGUCGAAACACAUUUUAGCAAGCCAAAGAAUAAGGUCAAUUAUCCUAAACAUGCUCAUAAGGAUAAUCCGACUUUAAAUUCGAAUAGCCGAAAUAUCUGUCCGAUUAACUCUUGUAAAAAAUCAAAUCAUUUUGCCACUUUACCCGAGAUAAAAGUUGGUCAUUUUUCGAAUGAAAAGAUUUCCCGCGAAAAAGUAAACAGCUGUCUCAGAGAUUGGGAUUGGGGGUUGGAACCGGUAGCUGCUCUAUUUUUAGGACGGGCCUUUACAACCUCGGUCGUCUCUAGACCGAAUUCGUUUACCACCGAAAUCCCUAAAAAUAUUAAUAGGAAUGGGGAAAAUAUAACUAGCCAUUUCAAAAAAGACGAAAUUACUAAAAAUGGUAUGCUAAGACAUAUGUCUAAGGAAUUGAAUGACUUUGAGAAGCCUACGAAUCCCGAAAACCCGAGGCAAGAUGACACUUUUUCUCCUAAAAAAGAAAUAGUUAAUUAUCAUUUGACCAUAGCAGAUUACGAUAGACCAUCAUCUUUGAGUGUGGAUUCCUUUUUCGCUCUUCCGACGCUCGUUUCUUCGGAUCGGUCACGCCCUCUUGCCAAGAAGUUUUUAAGACAGCAAACUCGCCCGAUAAGCAUGAUUGGCAUAGAGGAUAAAUCUUCCAAACUUUUCCCUACUUUUCGAAAGUCCAUCACCCCUCAACACCUCAAUCAGAAUGGCCCUGUCAAUCAAAAAGAGAUUAGUGACACGCUUUUUGAUAUUCUGCGGAAAAUAGAGAGCAAACCCGUUUCCGAUCGUUUUGCUGAGACCUUUAAGAACUCGAAUUCUCAUCUCGAUUCCUGUAACGAUAAAAAAAUUAAAAGAUCGUCGAUCAAACAUAGUGGACCCAGAAAUAGUUUAAAAGAGAUAGACGAAAAUGUCCAUGAUUCUAAUAUUGUAAAUAAUAUACUCGAUUCCCAAAAACUUGAAGAGCCCGCAGCUGUUAACACGAAAUCUGAUUUGUUAUCUGGCCGAUUUCAUCCAUUUCCCGUAGAAGUUAUUCCAGUAACCGACCUUUUUUCUUCACAUUACUCGUAUCCUUAUCCCUUUCAAUCCUCCUUCCUUCGUUCUACACCUCUUCAUUCAACCACUUCUGACCAAGAUAUGGAUUUAAAUCCCGCCCUCGUUUGGUUCCACCCCCCUGACCAGCUCGCUCCCCCUGGAGCACAAUUGGCUUUAUACAACAAGCCGGGAAAUGGGGUAAAAAGCAAUGGCUAUUACGAUUACCUAAAUAGUUACGGUAUUGGGAACAAUCUUUCGAAAGAUUUGGGAUUUUAUUAUCCUAUAAUAGACGGGGAAAGGCAGAAGCAGAACUAUUACAAUUAUGCUGUAUCGAUUUACAUCAUUUUGUUGACAUUGGCGUUUCCCUUCAUUUUGUUAUGGCACUCGAGCGUUCGAUUCACUCAAUUAGCUCUCCGUUUUCUUCCUGGCAUCAUUCGUGUUAACAUGCAUAUGGAUUUAGGCAAAUGUUUUAAUGAAAUAUCGAAAAGACAAGGGCGCCUUGUCAAAAUUGGCAAAAUAGUUUGCAAUACUGAACGCGUGCUCGGUUACGGUUCUUUCGGUACUGUCGUUUACGAGGGAACUUUCGAGAAUCGUAAAGUAGGCGUCAAACGGCUUCUUAUUCUCGAUAACAGCAAUCACUCACAUUCUUCUAAUAUCUCUGAUAGACUUACAUCACAGGCGCGUCGAGAAGUCCGGGCCCUGAUUCGCUGCGACAGACAUGAUCAUGUGAUUCGAUAUUUUGUAACCGAAACUCUUGGGGACUUCAUAUACAUAGCUCUAGAGUUGUGCAUGGUAUCAUUCGAGGCCUGCUUCAAAGCCAACAAUCUUUUAGAUUGUCCGUUGAAACCUUAUGACUCUACUACGGGCCCCAAUCAGAAUGGUUUUAACGCAUCUCUCCCAAUAAACUGGCUAUCAGAUUGGUCAGAUUCAGGUCAUGUAGGCGUAGAAAAAUCGAUUUCCAUUAGUCAGUUUCACAGCGAUGGCCACGUGAUCCGCAGUUGUCACGCUGGCUUUAACGCGCGUUCAAUUGACCAAAAGGAUCGCCAAAUGCCCGAAAACGACAAAUCUAAAAAUGAUGAACAAAUUUGGGAAGACGUACUGAAUCGCAUUAGUGCUCGCGAACUCUGCUCUCAAAUGUUGAGCGGAUUGAGUCAUCUCCAUUCACAUAAUAUAGUUCACCGGGACCUAAAACCUUCCAAUAUCCUCAUAACAUUUUCCGACUCUCAAAAUCGAAUUCGUGCCGUUAUAUCAGAUUUUGGCAUUUCAGCUAAUUUUUCAUCUGCUUCUGGUAGCAAUAGCUGGGCCUCCACUUCGGGGGCGGGAGGCGGAACGUUGGGUUGGAACGCGCCAGAAAUUUUGAGGAAAAUGGGGGACAGCGACGGAAAAACCAAUGAUUACUCCUCGGACCUUUUUUCCGCUGGUUGUGUGAUGUUCUAUGUAAUAACCCGCGGGUGCCACCCGUUUGGCGGGACCGACCCUUUCGAAAGGCAAAUCAAUAUACUUUCCGGCAAAUGCGAUUUGAAACAAUUAUCUCAUCAAACUAAUGACGACAUUUGCCUGCGUCAUCUAUUGAAUCAAAUGUUAUCGACUGAUCCCCAGAUGAGACCUUUGGCUAAAACCUGCAUUAACCACCCUUACUUCUGGACAGACGAAAAAAGACUCCAAUAUUUAUUGGACCUAAGUGAUUUGUUAGAAAAAGCGGAUUCGAAAACGGAAUUAGUAAAACGUCUUGAAAAAUAUUCGACAUUCGUUUUGGAAGGGGGAGAUUGGAAAAGUCGGAUAGAUUCUGAGUUGUCUUGCGAACUAAGGAAAUACCGCAAUUAUAGAACGGAUAGUGUUAGGGACUUACUCAGGGCUCUUAGAAAUAAGAAGCACCACUACCAAGAGUUGCCAGACACUCUGAAGCUUUCCUUAGGACCAAUCCCAGGGAAAUUUUUGGAAUAUUUCACUUCCAGAUUUCCAUACUUGUUGAUUCAUUUGUACACCACUUAUCAAACUUUAAUGAACCAUAAAAAUCAUAAAGAUAUUCGUAUUUUCGACAAAUACUUUUAAGUAGUUAAGUUUAUAUUCACCUUUAUUCUUUAUAUUUUAAAUCAAUUCGUUUCUCGUCAUAUCUCAAGUGACGAGAUAGAAUGUAGAAAUAAAAAAUUAGCAAAUUUUUAUUAUUUUUUAGCGAUAUUUAAUUAAUAUAUAUUUUUUUUGUAAGAAUCGCCUAUUCAUUUUUUUUUAAAUUAUAGAAUGGCAAUAUAUCUAAAAAAGCUAGAGAGAAAAAAAUUGUAUAUUUAUUUUAACCUUUUUCAUUCUAUACGUUUAAUAUUUUAUAUGAAUAUCGGUGCUAUAAACCUGGGAUUUAUAUUUUUUCUAUUGUAAUUUAUUAAAUCAUGUUUUUUUAGUAUUAAUCAAUUUCGUUUCCUAAAACAUCUUUCCCUCAAUCGCAUUGUCGUUACAGUAGUUGUUUUUUAUUACAAACCUUCUGAUAAUAAAAAAUUAAUUCUCUCUUAUUUCAUUUGAUUAGCAAUAAAAUCCUUAUAAAAUAAUAACACAAGGAAUUCAAUAUGACUAAGAAUUAUUCAUCACAUGAUCUCUCGUCAUCCUAAUUUUCUUAAAUAGUAUAUUUAUAACACGUGAUUAUCCAUUUAUUUAUCUAUAUAAAAAUGUUUAUCAUUCCUUAAUAUAAUUUAUUUAUUCGAGAAAUUA
Molecule: messenger RNA, 4986 nt
Organism: Gordionus sp. m RMFG-2023
Lineage: Eukaryota; Metazoa; Nematomorpha; Gordioida; Chordodea; Parachordodidae
Exons: 17
Coding region: 73-4341 (1422 amino acids)
Biological process (GO): protein phosphorylation; IRE1-mediated unfolded protein response; intrinsic apoptotic signaling pathway in response to endoplasmic reticulum stress
Cellular component (GO): IRE1-TRAF2-ASK1 complex
Molecular function (GO): ATP binding; protein serine/threonine kinase activity; RNA endonuclease activity
Source: RefSeq, a predicted model, not a curated record